Molecule: messenger RNA, 604 nt
Organism: Epinephelus fuscoguttatus (brown-marbled grouper)
Lineage: Eukaryota; Metazoa; Chordata; Actinopteri; Perciformes; Serranidae
Exons: 3
Coding region: 98-604 (168 amino acids)
Source: RefSeq, a predicted model, not a curated record
AGUUCACUUCCCCUGUGGUCAUCUCCAGCAUUCAGGGAGAGGACACUUUUCCAGCUCGGAGCCAGAGGACGUCGAGCAGCGGCACAGCCUCGUUAGCAUGCCUGCCAACGUCCGCCGCCACCAUGCAGAGUUCCAUUCAAGACCACUGUCAGGGACAGGUCCCUGGCACACGCAGUGGCUGCAGGAUGCACACCUGGAGCUCAUCACCUCAUCACCACUCAGCUCUAAUACUCCGGCUCUCCUGUUAUUCUUCGCCAGAUCGUUACAGUUCCCCGCGCGGAAUCAUCCAGCUCCUGCUCAGCCGCUGCCUCCCCGGAUCCGCUCCAGCCCCGGCUCCCCUCACCGCGACUGGAUCCGCUCCAGCCCCGGCUCCCCUCACCGCUACCCUCCAUGUGCCAUCACCAUCCCCCCCCCCCACGCCUCUGCUCCUCUGCCUUCCCCGGGUCCCUCCACUGCCUCGCCGCCUGGAUCCCCUCCUCGCUUCCCGCUCCUCGCCCUGAGCCUCCUCCUUCCCUUCCAACCUACCAUUCCCUCACAAAAUAAACCUGUGUUCGUUGCUCAGCUCUGGGUCUGUGUCCUGGUCCUUCACACCCCCCCUGGUUAA